GUCGUUUGGGCGCUCCACCCGCGCUCUCACGUACGCAUGGAUCGCGGCCGCGCGCUUCAUAUACCGAACGGUUUCCGUAUAACUCAAUAAUUUGCAAGUCACCAGCCUUGCAAUUUUCAACCAGUCGGACUGGCUUCACGUGUCCGAAAUUUUGCAACACUGUGCCGACACAUAGAAGGUUAACGUCGUUAACGUAUACUCGUAUAAACACCGCCGGUUGUGAAACUUUGCAAAGUUUUUGCUUCGGACGUUCUAAAAUUGCAUUCCUAAGGCUUUAGUCAAGUAUGGUUGCAAUUGUGACGUGAUCGUUGAAAAAUCUCGAUUCUUGUGUUUGGGAGUGCUUUGUGGUUUGAGGCUAUGUUAUCGAUGGAUUCGUUGUGGUGCGGGUCGGAGGGCGAGCUGUCGACAUUGCGAAUGUGCAAGGGAUCCGACCGCGCGGAGUACCGGCUGAGUCGACGCAAGCCUUCUAAGAGCUUGAUUCCGCCUGCACUGCUGCACACACAGCCUGAACAAUCUCAACCACGAUCACACCGCAGGAGACGGUCCGGCACUUGGCCAAGGACCAGAUCCCUCAAUGCCCCAAGCCCCAUACAACAAUUCGGACCAUGCGGCAGAAUAAUGAAGAACUCCGCCAUGGUUAUGCAAAUCCAGGAUCCGGCGUCUCAGCGGCUGACCUGGUACAAACCUCCACUGACGGUGCUGGUUAUAAAGAAGGUGCACGAUGCCACUAUACUUGCACCCUUCGUACAGCUCGUCCAUUGGCUCGUUCAUGAGAAAAGCAUGGUAGUGUUCGUAGAGGCUGCAGUACUAGACGACGUUCAUUUGAAGGAAUAUGGCGACUUCUCCUCAGUGAGAGAGCGUCUGAUGACGUUUCGCGCGGGUACAGACGAACUCACGGACAAGAUCGACUUCAUUAUAUGUUUGGGAGGAGAUGGAACGUUGCUACAUGCCAGCUCGCUCUUCCAGCAAUCAGUUCCUCCGGUGAUGGCAUUCCAUUUGGGCUCGCUAGGGUUUCUCACACCAUUCGAGUUCAACAACUUCCAGGAUCAAGUCAUGAACGUAUUAGAAGGUCACGCAGCAUUAACGUUAAGGUCUCGGUUACAAUGUGUAGUGUUAAGGAAGAGUAUAGACGAAAACAAUGACAAAAAGAAGCCCACCACGAUCCUAGUUCUAAACGAAGUAGUUGUAGAUCGAGGACCAUCGCCGUAUCUAUCCAAUAUUGAUUUGUUCCUUGAUGGAAAACAUAUUACAUCUGUACAGGGCGACGGCUUAAUAGUGUCCACUCCCACGGGUAGCACGGCGUAUGCAGUAGCUGCCGGCGCCAGCAUGAUUCACCCAUCAGUGCCAGCUAUCAUGGUCACACCAAUCUGCCCCCACUCAUUGUCCUUCAGACCCAUCGUUGUACCUGCCGGCGUUGAGCUCAAAAUAAUACCUAGCCUAGAGGCGCGUAACGUUGCCAGCAUCUCCUUCGAUGGCCGCUCUCAGAUGAUACUCAAGCCAGGCGAUAGUCUAUACGUGACGACGUCAGUCUACCCAGUGCCUUCAAUAUGCGCGCAAGACCAAAUCUCAGAUUGGUUCGAUUCCCUUGCCGAAUGUCUUCAUUGGAACGUGCGAAAGAAGCAAAAACAAAUUGACGAACUGAGUGAUUUAACUCACUCAUCCUCAGAUACUCUAGAAGAAUUGGACGCCAACCAUCAUGACACAGAAAGACCGGCAGACACGUGAUCUUAGAAUUUUAAGUAUUUUAUUGUUAACGGUAUUUUUAAGGAGAAGGUAUUGGUCCUUAUAAAGAAUUUUCAGACAUAUUUGUCUAACUUAGGUACAGUUUUAUUGUUAAAACUUGUUAUUGGCAAUGUUUCAAACUCGUGUAUGUGUUGUCUUUUUACCUACAGUCUUUCUCGCAGUCUUUCCUAUAUUUAUCCAAAAUAUUAAAUGCAUACGUAUAAUAAUGUAGUUUCUAUAAUUACUUCAAACCGAAUUCUCUGAAGACGGUUAGUGAGUUUGAGGCAUUGCAGAUGUUAAUUUAUGGUAGUACGUCGCGAUCCUUUUUUCAUACAAAGGUUUUUACAGAUACGUCGCCACUACGAUAUUUAUGUAAAGUGUUAAUAUGCGGCAAUAUAAAAACAAUAUGAUUGAGUCUGAGAAGCGAUUUAUUUACUUAUUUGUGUAUUCAAGGAAAAUCAACAGCUUCAUCAAUCAAAAUAUCCAUAAAAAAAGGAUAAAAACUUACACCCAAAAGUCAUACAAAUCAAACACGAGUACACAAAUUUAGAACAAACCAUAAAACGCGCACACAACAAGCACUCGCAUAAAAAAGCAACCCAAUAUCUGCGUCACUAGAGCCAUAAAUUAUUUAAUAAAAUAAAAUAAAAUGUCUGUAAGUUUACGCUUUAAUGCACUCGCAUUACAAUUGGAUAUGUCAACAUCCAGAUUAUAAUUACUCAGCACACUGUCCAAACUUGCUAGUACUACAAAGAAAACUAUUUUGUCUAAUUGAUUUUCGCUAAGAAAAUUGCAACAGGGCAGUAGUGUCUCAUAAAACACAUAGGUAUAUUACCGAAAUAUCACCCAAUAAAUCGGCGCAGUCAAUAUCACCGUUUAUGAUGUUUAGAAUUGUACAAUAAAAAAAACAAUUAAAACAGUUAAAAAAAAUGCUGAUUCUAUAUAAAUAAAUAAAUAAACUCAAACGUAUUACGUGGCACAAUACCGCAAAUUAAACUCUUAUUGCCUAUUUACACCUGGUUGACAGCACGCCUCUGCUUACCCACCAUCAAGCUACCGGGUGUAAACACCGAGUCGUUUGUCGGCUGUUGUUCGCUGCCGAAGUCGACCGAGUCCUUUAGGUGUAAACACUGUCAAGCGACUCGAUCGCUUUCAAGCAAGACAUUCGACCGGAUAGGUUUCAAACGCGGCCGCGUCCCGCCGCGUUGUGCGUGCUUGGGUCGUAGACACGUACUUGAGCAGUAGGGCUAGCACGACUUGCGCUAGAGUGGCAUAGCGCGAGAUACUGCUAUUCUCGCAAUAGCGAUACUCUUCUAAAGCGCUCUCUCGAAAGUCACCCUUUGACGUGCUAGCCCUACAUAUUGUUGAAUGUUUUGAACGAUUUGUUGUGUGCAUAAAGUACGUGCGUGAGGACUGCAAUUGCGUGGCGAUUUCGAAUUGGUGAUAGCAGCGAAGGCGGCAGUCGACUCGGUGUAAACAGCGCGUCGACUCCUCCUUCGACAAGCCGAAGUAAGGUCGCAGUAUACAAAAUUAAAUUACGUCGACGAUCAUAUUUUUCAAGUCCCGUCCCGUUCCCGUCGCGUAUAAUCUGUAACGAUAUUAACAGUAAAUCACGUUACGUAUGCUGCGACCUGGUAGUCUGCCGAAGGUGCAAUCGACCCGGUGUCAGCACACCUUUACACCAAAUUAUUUUUUAACUACAAUAUAUAUAUAUUAUGAAAACAGGAUCGUGAUAUAACACCUUAUAAGAACGUGUACUCAUUUUAGGGUCUCAAACAUUUUUGAUCCCAGCUAGACUGGCAAAAUGUGUUCAAUGCACAGGCACAUGUACUGGCUAGUUAAUUUUUUAAAGAUAUUUUAUAUUAAAUUUUGGCGAAAAAGCUUCAUUACAAUAUAGAAUAAAAUGGAAAAAUCAUUGGAAAUAAAUAAUUUAAUGUUUUUGUGAUACAGUUUAUUUCAAGUUGAUUUUGGACAUUCCCAUGGACAAUAAAAUAUAAUUUCGUUAUGUCUUAGUUGGGUAUGUUUUAUUUACGUUUUAUGAGUAAUUUUGUAAACAUUUCUGUUGUACUUACUGGUUUUAUAUUUAUACGUAUAUUCAAACUGGCAAACAGUCAAACGAUCCAUCUAAUGGAAUUGUAACCUCCGCGCCGCUUGUAGAUAUUUACAAUACAGAGGAGGUAACCAUAACAUAGCAAAUGUAUUACCAGCCAAAUGACAUGAGAUCUUAAGGCUUCUGAGCCUGUAGUUGCACUGGCGUUCUUCGCUCUUGUAUUGAGAACAAGGCAGUACGCACUGCUUUGCGGAAGAAGAAACUGUGGUACCAAGAGUUCCACAGGGACAGAGCACCAGUAAAUAUGAUACAUUACCUCUUGUAACAUAAAAUUAACUGGAUAAACUAUUUAUGUAAACGUAAUAGUAAAUAUUUAUAUAUUUUGUGAAUGUGGUUGAGGUGCUACAUGGAAUACUAUAGUGCCAAUUUAAAGAUAAGAUUUGUGUCUUAAAAAUUUUCACUUGUGUUCAAAGGGAGCACAGAACUAGUUCAAAUAUUUACACUCAGCUUUUGUAUCGUGAAUUUGUAACUCGAUUGACAUUGUAAAAAAAUUGUGAUUUACAGAAAAUAAAUAUUUUUCAAAAGAUCUUAGAACUAUAUAUACGGGCGUGCCACGGGACAAUAUCGCUAUGUAAAUCGAUUGCAGCAAAAUAUUUAUUCUUCAUUGGUGUUAUGUAAAUAACCAAGUUGAUAUAUGUGUACUAGCACUCCUCAAACCGCGGAACGGAAUUAAAGCUAAUUUUGUAACGAAAUUAUAUCAACUAUGUACCGUACAAACUAGAUACUAUACGGUAGCUGCGGGAAUACUCAAGACUGCGCGAGAAAUCAUUGAGAAGACGCGCGACCUGUUGUUCGGCUCGUAUCUAGUUUCUAAGUUAAACAAUUGACAAAACAUUCAUUAUACUAUGGUAACAAAAAUUCGUUUCGAUUCCUUUCGGCGGCAAUGUUAAUUGAACCUAGUAGUCGUCGAACUGAUCAGAGAAUUUAUUUCAGUUUUACACUUUUUAAUUAACCCCGUUCUGGGACCUUACCACGAACUCUUAUUACGAUUCAGUUUAGGAUCUAAAAUGAAGAUUGUGAGACAGCACUGCAUGAAGUGUAUAUCACCAACCUGCUUUUUGUGGUGAACCUAUACUGAACAGUAAUAAGAGUGCAUGGUAAGACCCCGAUGACUUAUUAGUAUCGAUAUCUAUUAAGUCAGUGUCUGCUAUGACUCAUGACACCACCGUUUCAUCUCACGGGUGUCAACGUGCAAGAACAUGAUCCAUUAUCGGUAUAAGCGUGUUGUCUUUUUUCGUGAAAAACUUUACAAUACUC
Messenger RNA from Hyposmocoma kahamanoa, 5089 nucleotides. RefSeq names its product NAD kinase-like. Lineage: Eukaryota; Metazoa; Arthropoda; Insecta; Lepidoptera; Cosmopterigidae. The transcript has 9 exons. Gene Ontology annotation, biological process: NAD+ metabolic process; NADP+ biosynthetic process. Gene Ontology annotation, molecular function: NAD+ kinase activity. Bases 358 to 1725 code for a protein of 455 amino acids. The record is from RefSeq and is a predicted model, not a curated record.